AUGUCAGAGGACCGCGCCGCAAUGUCAGUCGCGGCCAUCGCGAGGACGGCGGCGAGGCCAAGAAACAGCACCAUUGACGCGGCGCAGCGUCUCGGGGGGGCGCUCGAGGCGUACGCCGCGUCGGCGGCAGGGGCCAGAGUGAUUCGGCGAGACCGGCACUUCUUCGCGAACCAAACGCACCACGACGUGGUGAGGGCUUUUCUCCAGAGGGUGAGACCGGGGCCGGACCCGCGGACGGGGUUUGUGGACAUCGAAUUUGAACACGGGAGACGCACGGACGCCUUGGUGGCGGCGGGUUGGCUCUCCGGGGGGAGGGAGUACGCUACAACCCCUUCGGCGGACCCCUUCCGGCUCCCGAGACCCAUCCGAAGCACCGCGCUGGCGCGCUUUGGCCUCGACUUUGACGACGGAGCCGCACAUGCGCGGGCGGCCCUCGCGGUGAUUGGAGUCCACAGGGAGCUAGCGGCGGAGUUCCUCCGGGGGGAGACCAGGGAGAAGGUGCUUGUGGCGAACCGGUGGAGCUGGGAGAGGCUAGCGAAGACGAAAGGCGGCAGCGGAGGAAGCGACACCAACAACGAGGGAAACGACCACACCGGCCGUCGUAUGACGCUCGGCAAGCGAGCAAGAGAGCGAAUCGGGGAGAACCGGAGCCCCGGGAGGACCGAAGGUGGAGCCCCGGGACCGAGGACUAAGCAAGUGUCUGUUUGGGCGUGGUGUCCAGUGUAA
Messenger RNA from Emiliania huxleyi CCMP1516, 726 nucleotides. RefSeq lists its product as hypothetical. The coding region runs from base 1 to 726 and encodes 241 amino acids. The transcript has 3 exons. The record is from RefSeq and is a predicted model, not a curated record. NCBI's taxonomy places the organism in Eukaryota, Haptophyta, Isochrysidales, Noelaerhabdaceae.